CCGACUGCGCAUCAACCGCAUUCAUUUCAUGGUGGCCGGAGGACGGAGCAUAAGUCAUGUCUAACCGAGGGCCUAGCUACGGCCUCAGCCGUGAGGUGCAGCAGAAGAUCGAGCAGAAGUACGACACGGAACUGGAGACGCGAUUGGUCGACUGGAUCGCCAAUCAGCUGACCGCCGCGGGGGCGGGACAGGAAGUGGAGAAGCCGUCUCCCGGGAAACAGAACUUCCAGGAGUGGCUGAUGGACGGCACGGUGCUGUGUCGCCUCAUCAACUCCCUCUACCCCCCCGAGACGCCCCCUGUGCGCCGCAUUCCGAAGCCCAAGGCUGCGUUCGCCCAGAUGGAGGCCAUCUCUCUCUUCCUCACCGCCGCCGAGGUGUACGGGGUUAAUAAAGUGGACAUCUUCCAAACCGUGGACCUGUGGGAAGGUAAGGACAUGGCUGCGGUGCAGAGGACCCUGAUGGCGCUGGGCAGCGAGGCGGUCACCAAGGACGACGGCUAUUACCAUGGCAACCGAGAAUGGUUCCGCAGGAAGGCGAAGGGUAAUCGUCGUUCGUUCACGGAGGAGCAGUUGCGUCAGGGGCGGAGCUACAUCGGGCAGCAGAUGGGCGGCCACCGGGGGGCGACACAGAGCGGCAUGACGGGAUACGGAACCCCACGACAAAUACUCUAGAACACCACAGGGCAUGAGCAGCAUCACAGUAUCCAUGACGAGCCCAGAGUGUGUCCAUGGCAACCCAGCAGUACAGUACCGCAUCCCCCUCCUGACGACCCCACACAGUAUCCACUAUGAGCCACAUGGCCGCCAAUGGCAACCACAUACAGUAUUGAUGACAAUCCAAGAGCUUCUCCGUGGAGACCAAGAGAGUAUCCAUGACAACGACCCAAAUGCGUAUCCGUGACAACGACUUCAGUGUAUCCAUGACGACCUAGCCUGCCUGUGACGACGAACACUUCUUCACUGUCCCCUCGCAACUCUAAGCACUCUG
Molecule: messenger RNA, 987 nt
Organism: Engraulis encrasicolus (European anchovy)
Lineage: Eukaryota; Metazoa; Chordata; Actinopteri; Clupeiformes; Engraulidae
Gene: tagln3a
Product: transgelin 3a
Exons: 6
Coding region: 57-671 (204 amino acids)
Biological process (GO): actin filament organization
Cellular component (GO): actin cytoskeleton
Molecular function (GO): actin filament binding
Source: RefSeq, a predicted model, not a curated record